AUUUACAAGGUGAUGUUUGUCCCUGAGUGUGUUAGGUAAAUCAAACAGUUUCACCAUGUUUUUUGGCAGAUCUAAGCCAUGUGUUGUUUGGACGGUUUCAGAAACACUCGUUUUCGCAAAAAAGAAACAUGUCCAGCAAGUAGGUUUUCCAGAGAAUUGUUUGUGUUGGCACUGAUACAGACAGGCAUGGUGGACUAAUUGCCACGGAGGGCAAUCAGUGGACAUUUCCUGGCAUUGUCCUGGCUGAAUCUGUUGGACGGUAUAACUCUGCUAGCACAAAGACACGGGCAGACAGAUAUUCAGAACUUCAUGAUACAACUUGACGGGCCUGAAAUCUUUAGGGAACAGCAGCAGUUGCUGAGAUGAUCACACAGCGACUCCUGCGAGGAGUCUGGGGCCUCCUUCUUCUGUCAGCCUGCGUGUCAGCUACAACAGGAAGAUGCAGUUUGUUUGGACGGCACUCCGUUCAGACAUUUGACAGAGUCUUGUAUACGUUUCCUGGAAAAUGCAGCUAUUUUCUGGCUGGGGAUUGCAACCAUCAUACCUUCACAAUUCUGGGCGAUUUUAUUGAUGGCAAAAGAACAGGAGUCACUCUGUAUUUAGGAGAAGACUUUGAAUUACACCUGUCGGUGGAUGGCUUGCUUACACAGAAUGAAAGAAGGAUCCCUCUGCCCUAUGCAUCUCACUCUGUGUUUGUGGGCUCAGAGCUGGGCUACUACAAGCUCUGGAGUGAAGAGUUUGGUUUCUCCGUCACCAUUGAUAGUGCGACCAAUGUUGCCGUGACACUGACCAAGAACCACAACAAUCGCACCUGUGGCCUCUGUGGAAACUUCAACUCUGUGCAGGCUGACGACUACACAGCUCAAGAGGGCUUUUUAACGGAGCACAGUUAUGACUUUGCGAACUCAUGGGCAGUCAGUGGGCCGCUGACAGUGUGUCAGCGUGUGUCAAAGCCAAGCAAGUACUGCAACGGCACCAAACCGACAACGGAGACCUUUACAGACUGCAAUCUGUUAAAGAACUCUAAAGUUUUCCAGCAAUGUGCCAGCGUGGUCUCUCCUGAGGAUUUCCAAUUGUUGUGUCAAGAGGAGGCAUGUCACUGUAGGCAGAAGAACACGGAGGACUGUUACUGUUCCAUCCUGUUAGAAUAUGUCCGUACCUGCAACACCAAGGGGAUACUUUUACGAGGCUGGCAAGAGGAGUCCCAGUGCUUCCCCAAGUGUCCCAUUGGAAUGCAGUACAGUGAAUGCACCAAGGCCUGCUCUACAAACUGCCACAGUCUCAACAUCCAGGAGGUCUGCAAGGACGAAUGUGUGGAUGGCUGCACGUGCCCCAAGGGCAUGGUACUGGAUGGCAGGCGUUGUGUGGAAGUCUUGCAGUGCUCCUGUGUGCACAUGGGACAACAUUUCCCUCCAGGAUCAACCGUCUCUCAAAAUUGCAACACCUGUGUCUGUCGCCAUGGUUCAUGGGAAUGUACUAAUGAAGGCUGCCCCGGUGAAUGCCUGGUAGUAGGCCAGUCACACUUCAAGACAUUUGACAACAAGUUCUUCACCUUCAGUGGUCAGUGUCAGUAUUUGCUGGCGAGAGACUGCGCAGAGGGGGAAUUUUCUGUCAUUAUUGAUAUCGUACAGUGUGCAAAUGAUGAAGCAGCUACAUGCACACGUGCAGUGACACUAAGCCUUCCAUCUCUGGAUAACAUGAUCAUUAAGCUAAAGCAUGGAGGACUAAUCUCAGUUAACGGCUUUGACAUUCAGACCCCAAUGCAUCAUGGCCGUCUGCAAAUUCAGAGAUCCGUUCAAUCCUCUGUUCGUGUCAAGCUUGGAGAAGACCUUCGUCUGGAAUGGGAUGGGCGAGGACGGUUGUUCUUAAAGCUCAGUCCAAGAUGGGCCGGACAGACCUGUGGCCUCUGUGGGAAUUUCAAUGGGAAUCGAGGCGAUGACUUCCUGUGUGACUCUGGACUGGUGGAGGCAGGACCUCAGGCUUUUGGACAUUCUUGGAGGAUUAACGCAGAUUGUGAAUCUCCUCACAGACACGAGGUUGAUCCUUGUUCCUUGAAUCCAAAAAGAGUGCGUUUUGCAGAAGAGGCCUGCGCCGUCAUGACAACCGAUGCAUUCAGUCCGUGUUACGUCCUGGUAAAUCCUGCUCCUUUCCGGCGAUUUUGUCGCUACGACGUAUGUGCGUGCGUAGAUGGAGAGGAAUGUCUCUGCUCCGCACUGGCGGCUUACGCCGCCGUGUGCGCUGCUCAUGGAGUGCUGCUCAACUGGAGGACCCCUUCACUCUGUGCUUUGGAGUGCCCUGAAGGCCAAGUGUAUGAAACCUGCGGGAAUUUGUGUGACCGCACUUGUCAAGCUCUCUCUGGAGCUGAGGCCGGCUGUGACGGCGACAGGUUGUGUGAAGAAGGCUGUUUUUGUCCCCCGGGAAAGUACCUGAGUGACACUGGAGAAUGUGUGACUGCCGCCCAGUGCCCCUGUCUGCAUGAUGGGCAGCUUUACCAGCCCGGAGAUGUCUAUGCCGAUCACAAAAGUAUCUGCUACUGCGAGAAAGGCUCCAUGACCUGCUCCUCCCCUGAAAUGAACAAUAUGCUGUCUGACCUGUUCUACAAAGAUGACUGGCCGUCAGUUAGAGAGCGCCGAUCAGCCCAGUGCCCUCCACCUUUACUGCGUACAGAGUGUGGUCGUGGAGAAAAAGGAAUUGAGUGUGCACGCACCUGCCAGAACCUGGAUUUUCCCUGUGUCAGCCCGACCUGCAUCCCUGGCUGCCUCUGUCCUCCCGGCAUGGUCCAUCACGGCAGAGAAUGUAUUUUACCUGAACAGUGUCCCUGUUACCAUAACAACAGGGCCUAUUCUUCCGGCCAGGUCAUCUCCGUAGACUGCAACACCUGUGUGUGUAACAACAGACGGUGGAACUGCACGGGUAAGGUUUGUGACGGUGUGUGCCGCACCGUGGCUGAGGGACACUACAUCACUUUUGACGGCUUCAAGUACUCGUUCACUGGCCUUUGCCAGUAUGUUUUAGUCCAGGAUACAUGUAAUGGAGAGGAAGGUUCUUUCAGAGUACUCAUUGAAAACGAAGCCUGUGGAAUUGCGGGACAUCACUGUGCAAAAACCGUUACGGUCUUCUACAACGGAGGGUUGAUUCUGAUGCAACAGGGAGAGGUGAAGAUGAAGAGACCAAUUCUGCAGGGUUCACAAGUGGAGAUCGUCCGGUCCGGUCAGUUUUAUACUGUGCUUUUGGGGAAACACAUUUCCAUCAGCUGGGACAGGAGAACCAUGCUGCUGGUUCACAUCUCAGCCAGCUACAGGGGUCGGGUGUGUGGUUUGUGUGGGAACUUUGAUGGAAACAUUAACAACGACUUAGUCAGCAGCAACAACCAGCUUGAGGUUGACCCCUCCCACUUUGGAAAUUCUUGGAAGGUUCAUCCCAGCUGUGCUGAUGUUACAGAGGUACCUUCUCCGUGUGGCGAUAACGUUAUCAAGUUACUAACAGUGGAGCAGUCAUGUCAUGUGAUCACUGGUCCUCUCUUUAGGGAUUGCAACAGUCAGGUGGAUCCCGAGCCAUUUUCGGAGAUGUGUGUGGAGUCAGCAUGUUCUUGUACAUCAGUGGGAAACUGCGCAUGUUUCUGUGAUGUAAUCGCUGCCUAUGCUCAGAUUUGUUCUGAAAAAGGCAUAGCAGUCAGCUGGAGGUCUAAUGAUCUGUGCCCCAUGAGCUGUGAAGAGCUGAACCCCAAGAUCCCAGGCACAGGGGAGGAGUUAUGCCAGUGGAGGUAUAACAGUUGCGGACCUGCCUGUCCAAUCACCUGCCAACAUCCAGAUCGACUUCAAUGUUGGCUCUCAUGUGUGGAAGGUUGCCAUCCCACCUGCCGCCCAGGACAAGUGCUGGAUGAGGUGUCUCUGCAGUGUGUAGAUCCAUCUCACUGUCAGGUGUGUAUCCACGAUGGUGAGAGAAUCCCCCAUGACAACAAGGUCAUCUUCAACCACGAUGAUCCGGAGCUCUGCAAAAUAUGCCAAUGUGGAAACAACACCCUGAGCUGUGAAGAUUGCACCUCCCUUAAGAUGUCCGUUAUUCCCACAAUGACACCGACACAAAUGACAACUCUUCCCUUCACCACUGCAAUGCCUGAAGGCCAAUGUGACCGGGCAAUGGAUCUAGCAUUUUUAUUAGAUGGUUCACAAGCCUUAAAUGAGGAGGAAUUUCUGCAAACCAAAAAGUUCAUACUCGGAGUGAUUUCACGUUUUCGCAUGGGAUCAGCUCACACCCGUGCCACAGUGCUAGUUUAUCACUCUGGAGUGAAAACAUACGACUUACAGGUUCAAAAGUUGCGGUUCAAAAAGAUGGUUGGUGAUCUGCAUUAUACCGGGGGAGAUGUAGCCUUUUUGGACGAAGCUAUCAAAUACCUGGGUGUCAACAUCUAUGACAAGAACAAACGUCCUAAUGCUGAUCGUGUUGCCAUUAUUCUAACAGCCAGUGCCAACCCUCGUGCGGUCAGUAACUCUGUAAAACUGCUGAAGAAAAAGGCCAUCACUACACUGACAGUAGCACUGGGCCCGUUUGUAAACUUGGGCCAGAUUAAUGAUAUAACCAAGAUCCACCCAGGAAACCGAGCCUACAUACUUAACAGCCCAGCGGAACUGUCUGAUAACCUGUUAGGGCUGACCGAUCACCUUUGCACGUUAGGAAAGGAGCCUGAGGUGCCAAAAGCAGCAGUGACUAAAACGCCUCCCCGUCAACCGAACCCAACGCACCUGGUCCCAAGUAUUCCUACACUCGCCGCACCUUCUAAACUGGCUCCCGUUCCGAGCAUUUCGUCGUCCACAACGUCAGUCAGAGAUGUCACGUUUAUCAUAGAAGGCUCCGAUUCGGUUGGCGAGGAGAACUUCAACAAGUCACUGAGUUUCAUAAACGACGUUGUGACUCAAAUGACUGUAAAAGAGGAGGUUAUAAGGAUUACAGUCAUCCAGUAUUCCGUCACAGUGACUGUGGAGAUCAGUGGGUGGGAGUUAACGAGACAGAGAACCAUGCUGCUGCAGCGACUGAAGGAGAUUCGUUGGAGAGGUGGAAGCCAGACCAACACGGGCACGGCUGUUGUUCAGACCUUGAAAAAAACUCAUAUCACCCAGACUUCUCAAGGCCACACCCGUCCUGACCUUGUUUUCCUAGUGACAGCAAAUCCACCGACUGACACCGUGGAACUCUCAUCAUCUAGCACAACCUACACCCAAGUGCAAUCUAUCGGCGUUGGACCAAAAGUGAAUGAGGAGAUCUUGUUCAAAUAUAGCUUCCCCAAUCGUCCAAUAAUGGUUCCCGCUUACAAUAAUUUGACCAACCUGGUUCCCAUCAUUAUCAAUAUUGCAAAGACCAGAGUCAGUCUACAGUCUCCUACACUGCCACCACUGGUCGUCUCCACCCUCUCCAGCCUACCAUCCUCAGUGCCAUGUAAGAAGCCUGUAGACGUGUUGUUUCUGUUGAAGGCUGGAAAGCAGUUUGAAGACAUGAAAACGUUUGUCAAACUGUUCAUCAGGAACGCUGACAUAGGAAUAAAGGAUACACAGGUCAGUGUAGUCCAGUACGGAGAUAUCAACAUGGCAGAGGUCGCAUGGAAAGAUGGACAAAGCAAAUCAAAACUCCUGAAGCUGCUUGAAGGCAUACAGAGCAUGAGCACAACCCGAUCUAAUUUAGGGUCUGCACUGCAGUUUGCCGUGCGGAUGUCUAUAUCAUCGUCCUUUGGUGGACGUGUUGGUAUACCAAAGGCUGUGGUGAUGUUGGUGACUGACAAAUCAACCGACGAUGUGAAAGAGGCUGUAAAUGAAGCACUGGCAGCAGGCGUGUCAGUUUUUCCCAUUGGGGUGGGUCCAUACUAUGACAGACAGGAGCUUGAGCUGCUUGGACACCAUGGCAACCAAGAAAACAUCCUGCACAUAAACAGCAUGGAUAAUUUAUUGACAUUGCUGACUCUGGACCAUGGAUACACAGAGAGGAUCUGCAGAGCUGGUCCACCGGCAGUGUGUGUUGAUGAUGAUGGAAUUGAGAGAAAACCUGGUGAGACAUGGCUACUGGAGGAUGGCUGCCAUUUUCUUCUGUGCCACCCUAGCGGGAAAGUGGUCAUGCAGAACCACAAAGUCAACUGUGACAGACUGGAGCCACCGGUUUGCAGACAGAACAUAACACCUGUGAAAGUUCGGGAUGCCUGUGGCUGCCAUUGGGAAUGCCCAUGCAUGUGCAUGGGCAGCUCCACAAAUCAUGUGGUGAGAUUUGAUGGGUUGGCACUCAGGCUCGACAGGGAGGGUCAGUGUUCCUACACCCUCCUCAGUAUCGGCAGCAGCGUCAAUGAAGGAUCCGAAAUCAAACUCCACAGUGGAUCUUGUCAAAACUCUGAGGCCUUCAACAACAUGUGCAUGAAAGUCAUUGAAGUCAUUCAGGGCACACAUAAACUUCUGCUGAACGAUGAUAUGACGGCGGUGUUUGACGGCGAAGAACUCGCCUUUCCAUGGCGACAUGGUGGACUUGAGCUGGUCCGUUUCGGUGGAGUGAUGCUGCAGCUGAAAUCGGACAACGGCUAUGUCCUUUCUUUCACUCCGCAGAGCAAUGAGUUCACCAUCACGAUGUUGGAUUCGUCAAAUAGCAGCUACACUGCUGGACUUUGUGGUGGGUGCCAGCAAGAGCACGUCAACAACCUUUCAUUACGAAAUGGCAGCGCCACCACGGACAAGCCAGCCUUUAUCACGGACUGGACCACAGCUGGAGAUGCAUAUGUGUGUGUUCCAAAACAGAAGCUGUUAUGCAUGCGCUCUGCAGCGACAGGAUGUCAGGCCCUGCGUUUGGAGGCAUUCGAACCCUGCCAUUCGCACAUUCCCGUUCACGUAUUCCUUUCCAAGUGCGAGGAGCAGGCAUGUGACGAAUCCGACGUGUGUGAAAUCAUAUCCGCCUAUGCACGCCUCUGUCGACAGAGAGGAAUAUGUGUGAACUGGAGGAGCCCCCGCCUCUGCCCAUUGUCAUGCCCUAGCUCCAUGGAGUACGAUGCUUGUCGAACGGGUUGUGUGGAGGAUUGUGGGAGCGUGCUGACAUCGCGCGGCGACUUGCCAUUUGCCAGUCGUAACGAAUCAUCAUGCAUGGAGACUCCCGCUGAGGGUUGUUUCUGUGCUGGAGGGAUGAUCUGGCAUCAUGGACAGUGUGUAUCCCCAGAAGUGUGUAGGCAGUGUGUGGACCACCUUGGACUUGCGCAUAAGUACAUGGAGAGCUGGGUACCUGCUGAAAACCCAUGUAUGAUUUGCAUGUGUUUAAACCAACAAAGAAUCAACUGCACUGCUCGGCCAUGCAGCGAUGUCAAACCCCCAAUAUGUGGACCAUGUGAGGUCCUGAAAGAGGAAAGGGGAACCUCAUGCUGCCCAGAGUUCAAGUGUGUAUGUGAUCCGGUGAACUGUAAGCAUCCUGAAAUACCACGCUGUGAGGACGGUCAGACUCUCGUUCUGGAAAACCCUGGAGAAUGCAACCCUAUACACAUGUGCGUUUGUAACCGAACGGAAUGCCCUCUUCAAGCUCCGCCCGCCUGCCCAGCCCAUCGCCGACUGGUUGUCAAAAAGUCAAAGUGCUGUGAUAUGUUUGAGUGUGUGUGCAGUUGCACGAACUCAACUAACACCUGCCAGGUUGGGUUCAUAAUGUCGUCCAAAGUCAAUGACUGCGGCUGUGUGGAAGUCAGCUGCGUGCCGGACAAAGUUUGUGUUGUCGGCGAGGUAAUUCACGUGGUAGGAAGCGAGUGGAAAGAAGGAUGUGAGAAGUGUAGCUGCACCCAGCUGCAGGACAAAAGGACAUCUCUGCACCUCGCUCAGUGUACGCCACCAGUGUGUGAUCAGAUGUGUCCUCAGGGAUCCGCAUACACAUCAAUUGCAGGAGAAUGCUGUGGAAAGUGCACACCCUCCAGCUGUUUAGUGUCAAAGGCAUCUAUGCGAGGGGACACAAUGAUUGGUGGACAGCUCAGAAAUGUGGGAGAAAAGUGGACGUCUUCGAAUGAUCGAUGUGUCCAACAUGAAUGUGUGAAGGUGGGAAAUGAAGUGUUUAUCACUGCAAGUAACGUAAGCUGCUCUACCCUGGAAACUUCAUCUUGCCCACUCGGAACUGAGUUACGAUGUGACACCCGAGACUGCUGUCCACACUGCCACUGUGCUCCAUUAAAUGUAUGCGUGCUCAACAAUACAAUCAUCGGAGCAGGUGAGCAACUGAUGGUAGAUUUAUGCACACGCUGUGACUGCACAGUGGAGGGUUCUGCCGUGAGAAAAGCUAGACUCUCCUGCAGGAGAACCCACUGUCCUGUCUGUCCAAAGGGAUACACGCUGCAGAAGGAGGAAGAUGCGUGCUGUGGUCGCUGUGUUGCCACUGACUGUUUCAUCCAAGGUUCUGCUGGAGAAGUAAUCAGUAUGCAGGUGAACACAACAAGGGAGGACGGCUGCAACAGUUAUACCUGCAGUGUAAAUUGGAAAGGGGAAUUGAUAUUGCAGACAAAAGUGACAACCUGCCCUCCAUUUAACCGCCAAGCCUGCAUUGAUGAAGGGGGCAAAAUCAGCCGAAUAGGAACAACAUGCUGUGAGAUUUGCACAGAGCCACAAUGUAGGAAGAUGGUUGGAACACUGAACUACAUCAAAGUGGAGGACUGUCAAUCAGAGCAGCAGAUAGAAAUCAACUACUGUGAAGGCAAAUGUCACAGCAAGUCCAUGUACUCCCUGGAACGGCUCGCUGUGGAACAGGAAUGCGUGUGCUGUGCUGCUUUACAGACGGAGCCCAUCGCCGUCCCUCUCCUGUGUGCAAAUGGCACUCGCAGUCAUCACACCGUCCUGUCAGUCACCGCAUGCGACUGUCUUUCCAAACACUGUGCGUAGAGCGAGAGGGAGAAAAGAAGGGAGAGAAUGAUAGAAUGAGAGGGCGAGUUCAAAUGAAACAAAAACGUGUGUAACCCAGUAUAAAAUGUAACACAUUUCACAAAUAAUGAAAGCAAACCUUCCAGUAACAAUUUUUUUGUUACUUUCCUUUUGUUGCAUUUAUUCAAUCCUUUGUUACUUAUUCCUGUUUAGAAUCAUAUGUAGGCCAAGUUGAAGUACCGUAUUUUCCAGACUAUAAGUCACUUUUUUUGUUUUUCAUCCUUUGGCUGGAUUUGCGACUUAUAUUCAGGUACAAGUUACAUAUAAAAAUACCUAAUUUCACGUUUGUUAUUUUCACACCGACAGCCGCUAGAGGGCACUCUAGGCUUGUGUACCAGUAUCUGCAACUGCUGUACCAGUAAAAAAUUAGCUUGUUCGUAAUUUUCACACUGACAGCCACUAGAGGGCACUGGUGCAACUUGUAGUCUGGAACAAUUUAUAUGUAUUUUUCUUCUUCAUUAGAGGUGCGACAUAUACUGCAUAUACUACAACUUAUAGUCUGGAGAAUACAGUACACACUAAACAGGUCACUGGUCUAUCACAGGUCUAUUAUAGUGCAAUUUGAAGAUACACUUUCAUUUCCACAUAUAACUAGAAUGUAUCUGUAAUAACUGAUGCUGGCAGACUAUAGACAACGUCUGUUGUCGAUUUGGAAAUUUCUGAGCUUAUUAAAAAAUAACAGCAACUCUCAACUUUGUGAGCAAGGAUAGGCUGUCAUCAUUUCUUUAUCACGCAGUAUUAUAGUUUUUUUUUUUUCUUAUUAAUGAAACCUUAGUUUAUUCUGUUGUGUAAUCCAUCAACAACAACAGAAAACUUCACAGGAUCUUUGUGAUUUGAGUUGGUGGCAGUGGCGGCUUGGUGGUUAAGGAAGUGAACUACUUGUCUGGAUUGUAACGAAACAACGUUUAAAAGUACCUUUUCACAACAUCAGAUCUUUAAAAACAUGGCCGAUGACUGUGGUCAUUUUGAGUUGUAGCCGUGGGUAUUAGCACGCUACUACUACUAUACUACAUCUUGGAUGGCACUCCAAAUUUCUGCAGUCAUAAUGCAUGAAAGCGUUUCAUUUUCUAUCGUCACAAAUGUCAUCCCAUUUUUCCAAAUAAAAAGAUCUAUAGAUAGAUAGAUAAAUAGAUACACAGACAACAAAGUGAUAGCAGAAUAAAAUGUAUAUUAAAAAAAUUUAUAGAUAAUCAGUUUAGAAAGUAGUAUAAACUGUAUUGGUAACAGUGUAUAAAUAGAAGCCGCAUAGACAAUAAAAAUAAAGAGCAC
This is a messenger RNA of Cynoglossus semilaevis (tongue sole), 10175 nucleotides long. It is a transcript of the gene vwf, whose product is annotated as von Willebrand factor. Gene Ontology annotation, cellular component: extracellular matrix. Gene Ontology annotation, molecular function: protein binding. The coding region runs from base 363 to 8867 and encodes 2834 amino acids. The record is from RefSeq and is a predicted model, not a curated record. Gene Ontology annotation, biological process: blood coagulation; cell-substrate adhesion. Lineage: Eukaryota; Metazoa; Chordata; Actinopteri; Pleuronectiformes; Cynoglossidae. The transcript is spliced from 53 exons.